Molecule: messenger RNA, 663 nt
Organism: Mycotypha africana
Lineage: Eukaryota; Fungi; Mucoromycota; Mucoromycetes; Mucorales; Mycotyphaceae
Product: vacuolar import and degradation protein-domain-containing protein
Exons: 4
Coding region: 1-663 (220 amino acids)
Biological process (GO): proteasome-mediated ubiquitin-dependent protein catabolic process; protein targeting to vacuole; negative regulation of gluconeogenesis
Cellular component (GO): extrinsic component of membrane; GID complex
Source: RefSeq, a predicted model, not a curated record
AUGGCUACCGUUGAAUAUAAUACUGGAAAGAGAAAGAAGAUCACUUCCUUGAUCUCUCGAAGUGAGGAUAACUAUCCGGUAGAUAUAUCAGAUAGACGGUUUAGAAACUCUAGCUUAGGGGCAUUGUACGCAGGUUCACGUUUUAAAGGCGUGCAAAAAUGCGGCAUCAGUAAAUAUAAUGUUUUAGUAGCCAUACAGCAUGUUAAUAUUGAAGAAAGCAAAAUUUGUGGAUAUCUAAAUAUUGAAGGAUUAACAAAUGAAUGCCCAGAAUUAACUACAUUCUUUGAAGGUGAAAUCAUUGGUCCCCAUUAUUCAUUUUUGACUAGAAAAUGGCAAGCACAACAAUAUAUUGAUGCAUUACAUUGGGGCAAGUUUCCUUCAUUUGAACCGUAUCUUCACAAUUUCAAUGACGAUGAUUUUACAUACGACCCACUGGAGAAUGACUUUAUUUAUAUGCGUUGGAAGGAGCAUUUUUUAGUACCUGAUCAUUGUGUUAAUAACAUCGAAGGAGCUAGUUUUGCUGGAUUCUAUUAUAUCUGUUAUCAACGAUCAACAAACAAAAUCAAAGGAUUCUACUUCUAUCACAACAAUCCAGAGUGGUUUCAACAGUUACUUCUCGAACAUGAUGAAGAUCAUUCUUUUGCUACGUUCGAAUUCCGUUAA